Molecule: messenger RNA, 666 nt
Organism: Sinocyclocheilus grahami
Lineage: Eukaryota; Metazoa; Chordata; Actinopteri; Cypriniformes; Cyprinidae
Product: microfibril-associated glycoprotein 4-like
Exons: 2
Coding region: 226-636 (136 amino acids)
Biological process (GO): elastic fiber assembly
Source: RefSeq, a predicted model, not a curated record
AUGUGCAGUGUUUGGUUGAGCGUGUUCUUCAUGUGUGUGCUCGUGUGGAUGUUCAUGUCCAGUGUUUGGUUGAACGUGUUCUUCAUGUGUGUGUGUUUGUGUGUGGAUGUUCAUGUCCAGUGUUUGGUUGAACGUGUUCAUCAUGUGUGUGUUUGUGUGGAUGUUCAUGUCCAGUGUUUGGUUGAACGUGUUCUUCAUGUGUGUGUAUGAUCAGGUCUGGAGAACAUGUACCAGCUGACACGCAACAGGAAUUACAAGCUGAGAGUGGAUCUGGAGGACUUUCAAGGAAAUAAAGCUUUCGCUCAGUAUUCGUCCUUCUCUGUGGAUCCUGAAGCUGACGGGUAUGAACUGCAUGUUUCAGGAUUCAGUGAUGGAGGAGCUGGUGACUCUUUAUCUGGCCAUAAUGGAUACAAGUUCUCCACCUUUGACAAGGACCAAGACAUCAGUCCAGUUAACUGUGCCAAACGCAGUCUCGGGGCAUUUUGGUACUUUAAAUGUCACCAUGCAAACCCCAACGGUUGGUAUUUAUGGGGUGAAGAUGCCACCCAUUACGCUAUUGGAAAUGUUUGGUUUACAUGGAAGGGUUACGCUGUUGGUAUGAAAUCCAUCAGCAUGAAGAUCAAACCUGUGUCUUAGAAGCAUUACAGUGCUUCUCAGAAAUAAACA